AUGCAGUGCACAAACAUUAUCACCACACAAACGCAAGACCAAGUGAUGGCUACUCCAAUCCUUGAACAAUUGUUUUUGAAAGAAUUGCUUGCAAAGUACAAGUGUGUUAUCUGUGCUAGUCUUCUAAACAACCCUCUUCUAACGGAGUGCUGUGGAGGACAUUUCUGCAACGAUUGCCUGAACAAAUGGCUCAAAUCAAACAAGACUUGCCCUCAUUGCCGGAAAAAAAACUUCAAAUUUAUCGAGUCCAAACCAAUGAAGAGAGAGAUCAACGAACUUGAGAUGAAUUGUGGUAACCAAGAGUGUGAAGUAGUUACGACUUAUAGCAAGUUUAAUAAGCAUUUGAGUGAAUGUCCGUACGGAAUUGUGGAUUGUAGCAAUAAAUGCAGGGAGCAAUUUAAGCGGAAAGAUCUGGAGCAACACUUGGAAGAGGAGUGCGAAAAUCGAAUUAUAGCUUGUGAUUUAUGCCAAACCGAGGGAGAGUAUCACGAAAUAGUAGGCGUUCAUACUAAGGUUUGUCCUGACGUUAGUAUCCAUUGUCCCAAUAAAUGCGGAGCCUUCAAUAUAAAGCGAAAAAACGUUCAAAGCCACCGACAGAAGUGCAAGCUUGAGAUAGUACAGUGCCCUUUUAUUGAAGUUGGAUGCAACUUGUCUCUGACACGCCAAGAGAUGAAUUUGCAUGAAGUUUCAAGCCUUCAAGAUCACUUAAAGCUUUCAAUGAAAACUAGUGCUACAAACUACCAAAAGCUAAAAUCCGAGCAUGAAGAGCUUCAGCAAAAAUUUGACACUGUUCUUUUGGCUGUUUCGAAAGAGCUGAGCUAUCAAGACAAGAGCAGAAGCCAACAAGGUUCAAUCCUCACAACAAGAAGACUGGAUUGUAUUCAAACGAUCCUGACAACUAUGCUGCUUCCGAAUAAAGACGCCACACUUCACUUUACCAAAGAAAAUGGCUCGAUUCGCACUCCAUCAUUCCGCAUACAUCCUGGAUACAAGAUGUAUAUGAGGCGUGGUCAAGUAAAAUUCAGUGUGGAACUUGUGCUUGAACGGAGCAAUAACGAUAAAUUCCUUCCCUGGCCAAUACCCAACAUUAUGACUAUCACGUACAAGACAUUAUCAAAUCGAUACUACUCAGGACAAGCUCUCAACAAAGACAGUUUUGCUAUACCGCUCUGCAAUUAUUGCACCGAUGUCGAUCUGACAUAUUUUGAACCAGGACAAAAUGAAAAACCAAUUUUGACACUAUUUUGUCCAGUUGAAGAUGAUUUAUAUGCUAAAAUUUGCAUAACAAAACAUGAAUGUAGAUAGCCACAGAUUGCUUUGACUCGUCACAUAUUCUAAGGCAAGAUGAAGUAAUUGGUCGCCAAAUAUUACUGCUGUGAACGAAUUUAGUAUUAUAGUCUUAGCUAUAAAUGUACAGACUUAACACUAGACUGAAUCAUUAUCUGUGUAUUAGAGGAUAGAUGAUUAUGCUAAAAUAUGU
Molecule: messenger RNA, 1480 nt
Organism: Halichondria panicea
Lineage: Eukaryota; Metazoa; Porifera; Demospongiae; Suberitida; Halichondriidae
Product: TNF receptor-associated factor 5-like
Exons: 1
Coding region: 1-1305 (434 amino acids)
Molecular function (GO): zinc ion binding; protein binding
Source: RefSeq, a predicted model, not a curated record